Molecule: messenger RNA, 470 nt
Organism: Aspergillus versicolor CBS 583.65
Lineage: Eukaryota; Fungi; Ascomycota; Eurotiomycetes; Eurotiales; Aspergillaceae
Exons: 1
Coding region: 115-435 (106 amino acids)
Source: RefSeq, a predicted model, not a curated record
CGUUCCCUCGUAGGGACGAUAGGGACGGCCGUAUGUAUGACGACAAUUCUCCAACCCGUUCUCGCUCACCUGGCGGUACAUACAACCUCCCCGCAUAUCAUUUUCAAAAAUAUUAUGAGAAACACUAGAACAGGACUCACUUUCUGCAAUCUACAGGCCCUUCCCGUACUCCACCUCGAGGCCCCGCGGCUGACAGAAGUCGCGACUACCCUCGAGACCAUCCCGACUCUAGACCCCGAUAUCGAAGUCGAGACCGCGAGGAGUUCCGACGGCGGUCCUCGCGGUCACCCCCACGACGACCGCGACAUAGUUACCGUGACCGUGAUCGCGAAGGUUAUCGCUCGCGCAGUCGAAGCCGAAGCUACAGUCGGAGUCGAAGCCGAAGCCCGCGGCGGGGUCGACCACAUUAUGGACAAGAAAGUAGAGAGGUUAUGAUGGACGGUUUACCGGUGGACAUGGCGGAAGAAGAC